GUCGGCCCGGCCGGCAGCAGCAUGGCGGGGGCCUGCCCGCACGGCCCCGGUCCGCACGGCCCCGGCGGGCGGCGGCGGCUGCGGGAGGACGGAGUGAGGACGCACACCUCCGCCGAGCAGAGCAAAGUGGAGGACAUUGUGCAGGAAGUGUUUGACGCCUACAAGACGAACCACCACGCCGUGCAGUUUGUCCUGCAGCGGGAGAAGCACUUCCACUACCUGAAGAGAGGCCUCCGGCAGCUGGGCGAAGCGUAUGAGUGUCUGGAUGCCAGCCGCCCCUGGCUCUGCUACUGGAUCCUGCACAGCCUGGAGCUGCUGGAGGAGCCCAUUCCCCAGUCGGUCGCCUCUGAUGUCUGCCAGUUCCUGAGCUGCUGCCAGAGUCCCCAGGGUGGCUUUGGGGGGGGCCCGGGCCAGCACCCCCACCUCGCCCCCACCUAUGCCGCUGUCAACGCGCUCUGCAUCAUCGGCACAGAAGAGGCAUAUAACGUCAUCGAUAGGCAGAAGCUGCUGGAGUACCUGCACACGCUGAAGCAGCCCGAUGGCUCCUUCCUGAUGCAUGUGGGUGGUGAGGUGGACGUCAGGAGCGCCUACUGUGCUGCUGCAGUGGCAUCGCUGACCAACAUCCUCACACCCGCGCUGUUCACCGGGACGGCCGAGUGGAUUGCCAGGUGCCAGAACUGGGAGGGUGGUAUCGGCGGGGUGCCGGGCAUGGAGGCUCACGGUGGGUACACGUUCUGCGGGCUGGCAGCUCUGGUCAUCCUGAAGAAGGAGCAUCUGCUGAACCUGCGCAGCUUGCUGCAUUGGGUGACCGGGCGGCAGAUGCACUUCGAGGGCGGUUUCCAGGGCCGCUGCAACAAGCUGGUGGAUGGCUGCUACUCCUUCUGGCAGGCGGGGCUGCUGCCCCUGCUGCACCGUGCCCUUCACGCGCAGGGUGACACGGCACUCAGCAUGUCACACUGGAUGUUCGACCAGUCGGCUCUGCAGGAGUACAUCCUGCUGUGCUGCCAGUGCCCAGCUGGGGGGCUGCUGGACAAGCCAGGAAAGUCACGGGACUUCUACCACACCUGCUACUGCCUGAGCGGGUUGGCCAUUGCCCAGCACUUUGGCAGUGGAGAUCUGCACCACGAGUUGGUCCUGGGCAUCCCCGAAAACCGCCUGCGGCCCACGCAUCCAGUCUACAACAUUGUGCCGGAAAAAGUGGUGAAGGCGGUGAUGCACUUCUUGCAGCAGCCUGUGCCCAGCCUGGAGGCUGCAGGGUAGGGGUCUGAGCUCCACCCCCAUCCGGGCAGAGUGAGGCCCUCAGGGUGCUAGCCAUACCAAAAAGGAGCCGGGGGGCCAUAAAGCAGAGCUGCCACCUGCCCUCAGGGUGAGUAAGGAGCACGGGAAGGUUCCCAGCCCUGCUGCCCCCUCCCCGAACCCAAGAAAACACAGUUACCAUGGGGAAGGAUAAAAAAUAAGUUUUGGG
Gallus gallus (chicken) is the source of this 1465-nucleotide messenger RNA. It is a transcript of the gene FNTB, whose product is annotated as farnesyltransferase, CAAX box, beta. Bases 22 to 1260 code for a protein of 412 amino acids. The transcript has 12 exons. Gene Ontology annotation, molecular function: protein farnesyltransferase activity. Gene Ontology annotation, cellular component: protein farnesyltransferase complex. Gene Ontology annotation, biological process: protein farnesylation. The record is from RefSeq and is marked validated. NCBI's taxonomy places the organism in Eukaryota, Metazoa, Chordata, Aves, Galliformes, Phasianidae.